Asterias rubens (European starfish) is the source of this 1429-nucleotide messenger RNA. Its product is annotated as trafficking protein particle complex subunit 3-like. Lineage: Eukaryota; Metazoa; Echinodermata; Asteroidea; Forcipulatida; Asteriidae. The transcript has 5 exons. The coding region runs from base 108 to 650 and encodes 180 amino acids. The record is from RefSeq and is a predicted model, not a curated record. Gene Ontology annotation, biological process: intra-Golgi vesicle-mediated transport; endoplasmic reticulum to Golgi vesicle-mediated transport. Gene Ontology annotation, cellular component: cytosol; cis-Golgi network membrane; TRAPP complex.
AGGGAAUAUACUGGCACUACUUAUUCGUGUUGUAGUGUUGUUUUCCUCGAGUGAAUUUUCGAUUUAGCUCCAAUUGAAAUAAGACGGCAAUUCAACUAGCAACAAAAAUGUCAAGACAAAGCGGUCGUUCUAGUGAUCCAAGAAAAGUGAGCCAAGAGCUGUUUACGCUGACAUAUGGAUCCCUGGUCUCUCAGCUGGUCAAAGAUUAUGAAAGUGACGAGGAAGUCAACAAACAGCUGGACAAAAUGGGUUAUAAUAUAGGAAUUCGUCUGGUGGAGGACUUCUUAGCUCGUUCAGGGGAGAGAAGGUGCAAUGACUUUAGAGAAACAGCUGAUAUAAUAGCAAAGUCUGGCUUCAAAAUGUUCUUGGGUAUCACUCCUACAGUAUCCAACUGGAGUGCAGCAGGGGAUGAGUUCUCUCUAGUACUUGAUAAUAAUCCACUGACUGACUUUGUAGAACUACCAGAAGAACGUAGCCAACUCAACUAUUCCAAUAUCCUGUGUGGAGUCAUCAGGGGAGCUUUAGAAACAGUCCAGAUGGAUGUCAAUGUUCGAUUUGUUCAAGAUAUCCUCAAGGGAGACAACCAGACAGAAAUCAAAGUCAAGUUUAUCAAGAGGUUAGAAGACGCUGUGCCGGCUGGAGAGGAGUGAAUAACCCAAUCAGUGUUAAAUUAUUCUAUUAUGUAUAUACUGCUAGAUUUGUUCCCAUUUGCCUAUGUUGAUGGCAGGGAACACAUCAGAAAAUAACCCUUACAGACUGUAAUAGUAUUUUCUCUAACUAAAUACUAUCAGAAAUAACUCACUAGGAAACAAUAUACUGGGCUUUUCAAACCCAUGUUGUCAUAAACUCUCCGUGUGUAAUUAACAUAAAUCAUAACAUGUGAGAACUGUGUACAGCUAGCUGGAAACCAUCCAGUUGUAGGAGCUGCCAACUGAGGGCGCUAUACAUAGACAAGAUGAUCCACUUGUCACACAGACUAGGUAUUUUAGCAUGUGGCCUCUUCUCAUUCACACCAAACUGUAUGGACAUGGAUAACAUUGGAACGCCUGAUACGCAAUUGUUAUUUAAGGCCUACUGGCUCCAUUCCUUCUGAAUCCCUCACUUUACCAUUGGGCUAUUUUGAGGUAUAGUUGACACAUCACUGCUUCACUUAUUGGUUUGGGUUCAUUUGUCUGUAUGCACCCAAUCCAAACAGGGCUCUCUUAUAGUGUCCACCAUACCUCAAACAGGCUAAUUGGAUAUAGACUCUUGACACAAAGAGGAAUUCUUCUAAAUGAACCAUCAUUUUUGGUUGUCUUUGUGUAUAUUUCGACUCCCAAAAUGGCACACAGGAUUUGGUGUGAGUGCACCCCACGUUGGGUGCGUUCGUUUAGCUUCCCUGGGUAGACCCCGGUCUGCCCCGGUACAGUCAAAUAGCUUUGACGGGGCU